CAGUUGUUGGGAAAUCCCUUCUGUGACGUCAUAAUAAGUAUGGCAUCCUCCUUGACAAGGUCGGCUUUCUCCAGGCUCUGUCAACACGUACCGCGCCCAGCAGCUUGUACUACCAAACAGUUUCAGAGCAGAGAUUACCAUAACUCCACCCCAAACUGCCAGGCUCUGUCUGUAUCGGAGCCAGUCUCACAUCCUGAUGGUAACCAAAAGGUAACCCUGGUCCCGGGGGAUGGAGUAGGGCCACACCUAAUGGGCAGUGUCCGGGACGUAUUCCAGGCUGCCGGAGCUCCCGUGGAAUUUGAGGAAUUUUUCAUUAGCGAGGUACAGCCAUCCCAGAGUGCCAGUAUCAGUACAGUGGUGGAAUCAUUCAAGCGUAACGGAGUCGGUCUCAAGGGAAUCAUCACAACACCAUCCAACUUCAAAGGGGGUGUCCUUCAGACCCUCAACAUGAAGAUCAGGGCAGAACUGGAUCUGUUUGCUAAUGUUGUUGUCAUCAAAAGUUUACCUGGUUUUAAAACAAGACACAAGAACCUCGACUUUGUCAUCAUCCGUGAACAGACUGAGGGAGAGUACAGUGCACUGGAGCAUGAAAGUGUCACAGGAGUGGUAGAGUGUCUGAAGGUUGUCACAAGGAUGAAGUCUAAACGUAUCGCCAAGUUCGCUUUUGAUUACGCUACUCGCAAUAAUAGAAAAAAAGUCACCGCUGUACACAAAGCCAAUAUCAUGAAGCUUGGUGAUGGUCUGUUCCUGAAGUGUUGUGAGGAGGUGGCCCAAUACUACCCUAAGAUACAGUUUGAGACUAUGAUCAUAGACAACUGCUGUAUGCAGCUGGUGUCUAACCCUCAUCAGUUUGAUGUCAUGGUGAUGCCUAAUCUCUAUGGUAACAUUGUUGACAACUUGGCAUCAGGACUUGUUGGAGGAGCUGGCAUCGUCCCAGGAGAGAGUUUUAGUAAUGAUGUUGCCAUUUUUGAACAGGGAGCUCGCCAUGCCUACGCCGAAGCUGUGGGUAAGAACAUUGCCAACCCUACAGCUGUCCUACUCAGUGGCUGUAACAUGCUGAAGCAUAUGCACCUCGAGUACCAUGCUAAGAUUAUAGAGGACGCUAUCUCCAGGGUCAUCAAAGCUGGCAAGGUUAGAACAAAGGAUAUGGGCGGCUACUCCUCCACUAGUGACUUUACACACUCUGUCAUCGACCAUCUCCAGAUGUAGGUCAAGGCCACCCUCUGUUACGACAAGGAUAUUUAUUGUAGGUCAAGGCCACCUUCUGUUACGACAAGGAUAUUUAUUGUAGGUCAAGGCCACCUUCUGUUACGUCAAGGAUAUUUAUUGUAGGUCAAGGCCACCUUCUGUUACGUCAAGGAUAUUUAUUGUAGGUCACGGUUUAUUACCUCCCUCCACAGAUCUGAUUUAUAUUUGAUCCUCUGGGUUGUUAGAACAGUAAUGGCUGGCCAUGUCGGUUAAUAAAUCCAGUAAGUUAUUCUGUUGUUGUAAUAUAAAUAAGUUGUUCAAAAUAAAACGUUUAUUCUCAUGUUACUUGUGUAUUUUAUUUAGAAGGUAAUGAGAUUAUGUGAUAUUUUUAUCUCCAUUUUAGUUACUUUUUUAAAAUUCACCGGAUGAUUUCCAGGAAAUUCAGUUAGAAAGCUAUAUAACAUUGAUUAUAUUUACACUUGUUUAUAAACAACCUGGUGUUGUUUUACACUUAGAGACGACACCUGGGUAUAAACAAUCCGGUGUUGUUUUACACUUAGAGAUGACACCUUGGACGCAGUAUUGUUACAAUUCUGUGUAUUGCGAUGUUGUUAGCUAGAUGUUUGAUAUUUAUAUGACAGUGUUAUUUGUAACUGAGUAUACUUUUUUGUAAUGGUGUCCGUUAAGUUAACAACCUUUCUUUGUUUUGUUCAACAACUGCCCUACUCCAGCAAUGGUAGGGGUUUAUAUGGCAAAAUUUGUAUAAUCACAUCUGAUAGUUAAUCGGCCGACCAGUGUUCUGUUAGGUUAUAGCAGUAUAACUGCCCUAAAAGUGGUCCAAGUACAAGUUAUGUAUAAAUAUAUA
Messenger RNA from Pecten maximus, 2053 nucleotides. Its product is annotated as isocitrate dehydrogenase [NAD] subunit beta, mitochondrial-like. The coding region runs from base 40 to 1209 and encodes 389 amino acids. The transcript has 10 exons. NCBI's taxonomy places the organism in Eukaryota, Metazoa, Mollusca, Bivalvia, Pectinida, Pectinidae. Gene Ontology annotation, cellular component: mitochondrion. Gene Ontology annotation, biological process: isocitrate metabolic process; tricarboxylic acid cycle. Gene Ontology annotation, molecular function: NAD binding; magnesium ion binding; oxidoreductase activity, acting on the CH-OH group of donors, NAD or NADP as acceptor. The record is from RefSeq and is a predicted model, not a curated record.